GUCACCGGCGUGUUGGGGGAGUCGAGAUCACUUCCCCCUCCCUCCCUCCUCCACCACCUCCACAAACUUCACAGCAAAUAGAAACAUUGAGAGAGGACGCGGCCGCUUCACACAAACAAACAACAACACCCUCGUACGAUGGCCGCUGCUGCUGCUACAGCGACGACGACGCUGCUGUGCGUGCUAGCGCUGGGCCAGGCGUUCUACCUCCCGGGUCUCGCCCCCGUCAGCUUCUGCGAGAAGGCCGAGGAGCACCUCAACUGUCAGUCCACCAUCGAGCUCUACAUGAACCGCCUGGACUCGGUGGAGUCUGUGCUGCCCUACGAGUACAACGCGUUCGACUUCUGCAAGGCGCCCGAAAGCAAACAGAGACCCACGGAGAACCUGGGCCAGGUGCUGUUCGGUGAGAGGAUAGAGCCCUCGCCGUACAAGGUGACGUUCAAGGAGGAGACGGCGUGUGCCGUCCUGUGCGAGCCCAAGGUGUACGAGCCGGGCUCCGCCGAUGACCAGGCCAGCCUGGACUUCCUCAAGAAGGCCAUGCACUUCAACUACCAGCACCACUGGAUUGUUGACAACAUGCCGGUGACAUGGUGCUACCACGUGGACGAGGGGAAACUCUUCUGUAACCCCGGCUUCCCCGUGGGCUGCUACGUCACUGCCACCGGGCAGCCCAAGGACGCCUGCAUCAUCAGCACGGAGUUCAAGGAGCCCGACUCGUUCUACCUCUUCAACCACGUGGACGUGACGCUCUCCUACCACAGCGGGGCGGCCGAGGGCUGGGAGGGAGCACGCCUCGUGGCGGCCAAGGUGGUGCCACGCAGCAUCAAGCACGCGGUGAAUGAGAAGCCGACCUGCACCGGGCCUCCACUCUCCAUCCCGCAGAGCGGCAAGGAGCGCGUGACAGUGCUGUACACGUACUCCAUCUCCUUCGUGGAGACCAACAAUAUCAAGUGGGCAUCACGCUGGGACUACAUCCUGGAAUCCAUGCCACACACAAACAUACAGUGGUUCAGCAUCAUGAACUCGCUGGUCAUCGUGCUGUUCCUCUCCGGCAUGGUGGCCAUGAUCAUGCUGCGCACGCUGCACAAAGACAUCGCCCGCUACAACCAGAUGGACUCGGUGGACGAGGCGCAGGAGGAGUUUGGCUGGAAGCUGGUGCACGGUGAUGUCUUCCGCCCGCCCAGGAAGGGCAUGUUCCUGUCUGUGUGCCUCGGGUCAGGGACCCAGAUCUUCAUCAUGACCUUCAUCACCCUGUUCUUUGCGUGUCUGGGCUUCCUGUCCCCGGCGAACCGCGGCGCUCUCAUGACGUGCGCCGUCGUCCUCUGGGUGCUGCUCGGGACUCCGGCCGGAUACGUGUCGGCUCGCAUGUACAAGACAUUCGGAGGAGAGAAGUGGAAAACGAAUGUGAUCCUCACAGCGUUCCUGUGGCCUGGGCUGGUGUUUGCCGACUUCUUCAUGAUGAACCUCAUCCUGUGGGCCGAGCGCUCCUCUGCCGCCGUGCCGUUUGGCACGCUCGUCGCGGUGCUGGCGCUGUGGUUCUGCGUUUCGGUGCCGCUCACUUUCCUCGGGGCAUACUUCGGCUUCCGCAGGAGGCCGAUUGAGCACCCAGUGCGGACCAAUCAGAUCCCUCGGCAGAUCCCGGUGCAGUCUCUGUACACGCGGCCGCUGCCGGGCACGGUGAUGGGCGGCGUGCUGCCGUUCGGCUGCAUCUUCAUCCAACUCUUCUUCAUCCUCAACAGCAUCUGGUCCCACCAGAUGUACUACAUGUUUGGUUUCCUGUUCCUCGUCUUCAUCAUCCUCCUCAUCACCUGCUCAGAGGCAACCAUCUUGCUGUGCUACUUCCACCUGUGUGCAGAGGACUACCACUGGUGGUGGCGGGCCUUCCUGACGAGCGGCUUCACGGCCGUGUACCUGCUGGCGUACGCGGUGCACUACUUCGUGACCAAGCUCGCCAUCGAAGGCAUCGCCAGCACCAUCCUGUACUUCGGUUACACCCUCAUCAUGGUGCUCAUCUUCUUCCUCUUCACCGGCACCAUUGGCUUCUUUGCCUGCUUCUGGUUCGUCACCAAGAUCUACGGCGUGGUGAAAGUCGAUUGAAGAGAGAACGGCACGCACACGUACACACACACACACGUACACACACACGUACACACACGCGCACGCACACACACACGUACACACACGUGCACGCACACACACGCGCACACACAUGCACACGCACGCAUGCACACGCACGCACACGCACGCACUUAUGCACGCACGCGUAUGCACGCACGCGUAUGCACGCACACACACACAGACGCACACACAGACACACGCACACACACACACACACCCCCAACUCACACACACGCACGCCUGUACAUGGGUGCAAACACGCACAGGCACACGCACGCGCAGACGCACACAGACGUACACUACCGGCACGUCGCGCGUGGGUGUAAAUACGUCACGGCGCGCUGUGGUGAAUGCAGACCGCACCGGCUGGUGCGUCCGCUCACGUGGUGGGGAGCCGUGGCGCAGCGGUGAGCGCUGCCAACCCCGGCAGGGACCGCGAGUUCCAUUCACGCCGUCACCACCAUCAUCACCGCCAUCAUCACCGCCACCACCACCGCCAUCACCACCACCACCACCGCUAUCACCGCCACCACCACCACCGCUGUCAUCACCACCACCACCACCGCUAUCAUCACCACCACCGCUAUCAUCACCACCACCACCAUCAUCGCCACCACCGCUAUCACCACCACUGCCGCCACCGCCACCACCAUCGCUAUCACCGCCACCACCACCACCACCGCUAUCAUCGCCACCACCACCACCGCUAUCACCACCACUGCCGCCACCACCACCGCUAUCACCGCCACCACCACCACCACCGCUAUCACCACCGCUAUCACCGCCACCACCACCACCGCUAUCAUCGCCACCACCACCACCGCUAUCACCACCACUGCCACCACCGCCACCACCACCGCUAUCACCGCCACCGCCGAUGAUAGCGAUUAUCCGAACGAGUCCUGGGCCACCCCUAGGUCGCCUCGGCCUCAAAUGAGCAUCAUCCGGGAGACAAAGGCGGCCGGGCGUGGCGCUGG
Messenger RNA from Lethenteron reissneri (Far Eastern brook lamprey), 3095 nucleotides. Its product is annotated as transmembrane 9 superfamily member 2-like. Gene Ontology annotation, cellular component: membrane. Gene Ontology annotation, biological process: protein localization to membrane. Lineage: Eukaryota; Metazoa; Chordata; Hyperoartia; Petromyzontiformes; Petromyzontidae. The record is from RefSeq and is a predicted model, not a curated record.